UACUAAAAACUAAUGCGUGGAACACAGCUGACAGACACAUUUCAAGUAAGGAUGGGAGUCAGACAAGACUGUUAACCAAUUUCCAUCUGAAGAGGGAAUUAUGAGAAAACGUGAGAAGUGGAUUGGACACACAUUCAAGAAAUCACCAAACUGCAUUACGAGGCAAGCGCUAACUAGGAAUCCUGAAUGGAAACGAUAAAUAAGAAGGCCAAUCAAUACACUUCGUCGAGAAUUGGAUGCAGACAUCAAAAGUAUGAGUAGCUUCUGGAAAGAACUGGAAAGGAUUGGGGAGGACAGGGUUGGAUGGAGAAUGCCGGUUGGCGGACUAUGUUCCACUAUGGGGAGGGGGUAACAGGAGUAAGAUAAUGAUUACAUACAUUUUCAUUUGUGCAUUAUUAUCACCUACCAUUAUGAGUUCUUCUAAAUUUAAUACAGUUGGAUUAUUAUAUCCUAACGUUUCAAAACCAGAAGGCACAAAAAUCUACCAAAGUAUUUCAUCUGACAAAGGUUAUGUGAUAAAAACAAUAACCAGUGCACCACUAUAUCGAAUUGUUAGUUAUUUCACUAAUCGCACGGAAGAAAGUGAAGCAAAAGUACAUGACUUACAAAUUCCUUACUCAAUGUAUUAUACACAUAUAUAUCUUGCUUGGAAAUCUGCUGAUCAAUUGUUAUCCUCUAUAACUCUACAAUCUGAUAAUUCAGAAAGUAAAUUAAAUGGUGCUAAUUUAGUUUUAUCAACAUCUAAACUAGGUGAUAUGUAUGCACCUGGUAUGAUAACAUCAGUUCUUGACUUUGUUACAAAAUGUUAUGAAUGGGCUAAACCAAAUAAUCGACGAAUACCAUCUAGUUCAGCAUAUGUAUCAACACUUAGAGUUGCAUCAAAAGAUGAAAUUAAUCGAGCAUUAAUUAAAUAUACAGUAGAACAAUUUUUAAGAGCAACAACUUAUGGGUCAUAUCAUUUUGUUUGGGAAACGAAUUCAAAAAUGAAAGAAUUUAUGAAAGAAUUAAAUUAUGAACAAAUUACAUGUGGUGGUAAUCAUUCAUUUUAUAAUCCAUGUGAUUGGACAUUAAUGGGUUUAAAACCAGAAAUAGCUAAAGAACAAUGCCUAUAUCGACUUAUUAAUAAUAAAUCCAAUAUUUAUUAAUUACAUUAUUAUUAUUUAUCAGUUUUUUUUCUCUUAGAACAAAUCAAAACUUUCACAUCAGGGAAAUAAAAGUAUCUAAUUGAAAUGAACAAUUGUAAAAAUGAUCAAAAUCAAUACUUCAGAGUAUGACUAUACGAAUAUAUAUAUAUAUAUAUAUAUAUAUAUAUAUAUCUACUGACAAUAUUAACCCUAACACAAUAAAUUACUGUUUAUGCCUUCUCACACUAAAGAUUUUUUUCUUCUCUUACAUGUUAAAUUCAUUACAUCAUCAAUAAACAAUAAUUAUGUUUGUUUGUUUUUUCUUCAGUCAACUUGUUUUUUCACUUUAUUGCUAAACUCAUGCAUGUUUAUGUUGUUGUUAGUUUUUUUCUCCCUCUCCCUCUCCCUCUUGCUCGCUCUCUCUCUCGCCGAAACUUCCGAUUAUCUUUUGCUUGUUAUGAACAUUACUGAAAGUAUUUAAGUAAAUAUCUUGUUCAUUUAUUUAUGUCAAGUUACAUAAUUAUUAACACUAUUUUUAAACUUACUUUUUUUCCAACUAUUCGAUUUUUGUUUUCAGAUAAUGUUGGAUAAUAAUUAAAAUCAAUAUGGUCAGU
Schistosoma intercalatum is the source of this 1738-nucleotide messenger RNA. The record is from the annotation of a GenBank genome assembly. Lineage: Eukaryota; Metazoa; Platyhelminthes; Trematoda; Strigeidida; Schistosomatidae.